Vanessa tameamea is the source of this 2786-nucleotide messenger RNA. It is a transcript of the gene Rab32, whose product is annotated as Rab32. NCBI's taxonomy places the organism in Eukaryota, Metazoa, Arthropoda, Insecta, Lepidoptera, Nymphalidae. Gene Ontology annotation, molecular function: GTPase activity; GTP binding. The record is from RefSeq and is a predicted model, not a curated record. Gene Ontology annotation, biological process: phagosome-lysosome fusion; endosome to lysosome transport. Gene Ontology annotation, cellular component: trans-Golgi network; phagocytic vesicle; lysosome.
UCUCGACACACCACCAUGCGGGACGACGAGCCCCCGCUUCUAGCCGCCCCCAUCCCCGGCCCCCAACCUUCCCGCUUGAAGCGAACGCUACAAACGCUCCGCUCGCCGUUCCGCUCCGGCGCGCCCUUCCACAUCGCGUCGCUCAAGCGCACCGGUUCGAGUAAAUCCUCAGUAUCGGACAGUGAGAUCGCGCGAGACGAACGCACUAUGCGCAAGAAAAAUAAGAAACUACGCGCGGAGUCGGCGGACGCUUCGCGGAGCACUGACAGUUCGCCGAUCGUUGAAAAAAAGAAGUCCACUGGAUUGCUUAAGCGUAUGGGAAGUAUUGGAAAACGGCGAGGCGAAAGCUCCACGACACCUUCGCUGUCUGACGAUCCUGGACCAGAACCCGAACAAGGUGAUCAACAUGAAGUUCAAGUUAACCCUUUGGAUCAAGAUCAAGUUUUACCAAAGCCAGAACUUGACACGACUGUUGAGUCCGAAAAGCAAGAACAACAAUCCACCAACACAACGGAAUCUAAAUUAGAUUCCACAUUGCCAGAGCCAUCUGCAUCACCAGAACCGCCUUUCAUACCUAUAGCGGUAGAACAUCCAGUUGCGAUGCGUGCCUUUACAAAGGAGGCGUGGAAACGACGCCGUAAAACUGAAAUCGUGAAACCUGUAGAAGAACCGAGUCCGGGUGAUGCUCUAAAGCGACGCAUUGCAUUCGUCGCGCAGGCGUCAGUUGCCUUGUCAGAGGAUCGUGACGAUGACGAGGAUGAGGUUGAGGAAGGAGGGGGUGAGGUGGGGACACUGGAGGCGGCGGUUUUACUGGCCCGGCAGCGACUCGCUAUGGCUGCGCAUUCGCCCGCGCCGCCGCAUUCGAGCGACAACAACGAAACGGAAGAGGAGGGGUGUGCGGACACGACUACGACGGACGCAGCGGACACGAUGCCGGCUUACGGAGACCUCAUCGAGCCGGAAAACAAAGCUGACAAUGACGACGUACCACCGGUGAGUGUUAGCGGGUGUGGGCGCUUGUGCGCCGCGAUAGCCGUCAGUGGGCAAAAGCUGCCCGUGCGAUGCGCGCGCGCCAUGACCUUCGAGGAGAACGGUGACGAGUGCUACCUGACGGUGUGCGAGUGUUGCGGCUUCAGCGCAGAGACGUCCCUGUUGAUUCCAUCGGCAUCUGCGGGUGGUGAGAGGCGAGAACAUUUAUACAAAAUCCUCGUGAUCGGAGAACUCGGUACGGGGAAGACUUCUAUCAUUAAGAGAUAUGUACACCAGUUCUUCAGCCAGCACUAUAGAGCGACGAUUGGAGUCGACUUCGCACUUAAAGUUCUCAAUUGGGACGCGAACACCGUUAUACGUCUACAAUUAUGGGACAUUGCGGGUCAAGAGCGUUUUGGGAACAUGACACGCGUAUACUACAAGGAGGCCGUGGGAGCGUUCAUAGUGUUCGACGUAUCCCGCGUCGCCACAUUCGACGCAGUGGUCAAGUGGAAGAACGACUUGGACACCAAAGUGCAGUUGCCUGACGGGUCGCCUAUACCGUGUAUACUGUUGGCUAAUAAGUGUGAUCAGCAAAAAGAAGGUAUAGUGAAUUCACCAGCGAAAAUGGAUGAGUAUUGCCGGGAGAAAGGAUUCGCAGGCUGGUUCGAGACCUCCGCUAAGGAGAACAUCAACAUUGAGGAUGCGGCUCGUUCAUUAGUUAAUAAGAUUCUUCUAAACGACAAACUGCUUCAAAGCAGCGAUAAAGAUGGCGAUGGAUUCGCCCUCGACCACAAGAUCGCAAACGGAGAAAAUAAUCGCGACACAAGUUCAAGCAAAUCCUGCUCUUGCUGACCGACCACGGGCAAGAAAUGUGGUCACUCGGCUCACACUCGUGGUCAUAUUAAAUUGUGUUUAUAGUGAUUUAUUAGUUGUUAUGUUAUAUAUAUUUACAUGACGACACUUAAUCGAUAAACAUAUUUCUGUUCAUGAGUCAACAAUAUAUAAAUUAACUUGUUUUUGCCAAUUGCUAAAAAUACUUGAUUGUAAAUUAAUAACAUAAAAAUACAUUUUCGGUUAUUUUCUUAGUUUUUGAAACGUUAUUUUGAAAUUAGAACGUUUUAAAGUUAUUCGUUUUAAAUAUUUUGCUCAUGAAGAAAACAGUCAUUUUGUUAAAAUCGAAUUUUAUUAUCUAUUAAAAAAAAUCACCGGACGCGAUACUGAGUCAGACCUUAAGUAGAUAAAAAGUUGUCGUGUUCAAUUGUGGCCUUAAUUUAUUGAAUUUACGUAUAUUUAAGGUCAUAUAAUCGUCGAAUUUAUGGUAAAUAUUUAUUGUGAAAUGCGUUUCACGGUUGUAAAAGCAAGCUAUUGUAUAAACAGAAGUCGUGUAGUUUUUUCAGUUUGUUAUUUUAAUAAAAAAUAUUAUUAGAAGUUGGUGCGGAUUCUUUAAACACACGAGAAAUUUCUUUUUGUGUAUGGUCCUUACUUCCUUUUAUAAUAUCUUUGCGUAUUUUAAUUGUCAAAUAGUUUUCAGUUAAUAGUUUAUCUUGUUUUUACAUAUCGUAAACAAUAGAGACGAAAUAAAGUGCCUCUUUACAUCGAAUUUCUUUAUCGUGCCUACUAAGGUAGAGUACAUUAAGUUAUUGUAAAGUUUAUAAUGAACGCCUUAAGUGCCAUUUUCGGCUAAAGUUAUAUAUAAUUAUAUAAAAAUUCUAGACAAUAGUGUAUAAUAUUCGAGUUAUUUUAUUGUAAUAAGUAUUACUUAUUGUAUGAGAGCGUGUGAGUUUAUUUUAAAAUAAAAUGUUUUGAGAUUAAAA